CACAAAGUUAAUACGCUAAGGAAAUGUUAAAAUAGUAUAAGAGCUGUUUGUGUGUUAGCGCGAGGACGUGUUUCCACUCGGACUGAAAUAAGCAGCGCUCUCUCCGUCUUUCCGUGUGGAGGAACAGCUCCAGCAGCGCGCCGUGAAAACAUGCAGGACCCAAAUGAAGACACCGAGUGGAAUGACAUCCUCAGGAAGAAGGGCAUCCUUCCUCCUAAAGAGACGCCAAAGGAAGAGGAGGAGGCGGAGGAGGAGCAGAUCAUUCAGCAACAGUCCAUUGUAAAAACCUAUGAGAAUAUGACUCUGGAGGAGCUGGAGGAGAACGAGGAUGAGUUCGGCGAGGAGGACGAGAUCGCCAUCGAGAUGUACAGGCAGAAGAGGCUCGCCGAGUGGAAAGCAAAGCAGUUGAAGAACGUAUUCGGCGAACUGAACGAGAUUUCAGGUCAAGACUACGUUCAGGAAGUGACCAAGGCAGGGGCCAGCAUCUGGGUGGUGCUGCACCUCUACAAACCAGGCAUCCCCUUGUGCACGCUGAUCAAUCAGCACUUGUCCUCUUUGGCACGGAAGUUUCCAGACACUAAGUUCCUGAAGUCGAUCUCCACGACGUGCAUCGCUAAUUAUCCGGACAGAAACCUGCCCACCAUCUUUGUUUACCACGAGGGGGAGAUGAAGGCGCAGUUCAUCGGACCGCUGGUGUUCGGAGGAAUGAACCUCACGUGUGAUGAGCUGGAAUGGCGUUUGGCCGAAUCCGGCGCUGUGAAAACGGACUUGGAGGAGAAUCCGAGGAAACAGAUCCAGGACCAGCUGAUUUCAUCCAUCCGCUGCUCAGCACCGCACCGCAAGGACAGCGACGAAUCUGAUGACGACUGAUCGAGUAAUGUGUUCUCGUCCCUCCUGUCAGAGGACCUGCUGACACAGAGCGGAGACGACUGGAAGAUCUGGAGAAGGAUUCAGGCGAGAGGGAAGGAGGAGUGAAGACUUUAAUAUUUGUAACCUGAGGAACCUGCGCUGUUUCAGAGUAAUGUGUCUUUAACGUUCGAGCUGGAGUUUAUUGAACUUUAGUGAUGAGUUGGAGGUAAACCCAGGUUCUCCAGGAGCUGAGGAUGGGCAGUGUCAUGCAGGCCUUCCCACGUUUAUCAUCACACUGAGUCUUACUGAACCGGGGACUGUAACUUUCAGCAGAGUUUAAUAAACGUGUUCUUGAGCACA
This is a messenger RNA of Ictalurus punctatus (channel catfish), 1209 nucleotides long. RefSeq names its product phosducin-like 3 (gene pdcl3). Bases 151 to 870 code for a protein of 239 amino acids. The transcript has 7 exons. Gene Ontology annotation, biological process: protein folding; angiogenesis; positive regulation of gene expression. The record is from RefSeq and is a predicted model, not a curated record. NCBI's taxonomy places the organism in Eukaryota, Metazoa, Chordata, Actinopteri, Siluriformes, Ictaluridae. Gene Ontology annotation, cellular component: cytoplasm.